CCCUCUCAAAUUCCCACGCACACAACACUCUCUCUCCGUCUCUACGUGACAUUAGGGCUCUUUUUUCUCUUUAGACUCGCCUCGAAAUUUCCAGUCCUCGAGCCAAGGGUCUCGAUGCUUCGUAAUGCCAUUUGUGAGUGAACCGAUUGAGGUUGAAUCUUGUUUAAGUGAAGAAGAAUAGAAAUGAUAGAGUAAAUGGCGCUAAAGCUUCCAGCUCCAAAAGCUGCUGAAAUCGCAAUUGGGUCGAUCGGAUGUGGAUAUGAUAUAUCAGAAGACUUGAGGCUCAAGUACUGUAAAGGCGAUUCGAAACGUUCACGGUUGAUUGAGAUUGAUGAAGAUGGGGGUAGUGAGAUUGUUUUGCCUGGUGGAAUUUUACUCCCAAAUGUCUCCAAAUCAAUAAAAUGUGACAAGGGGGAACGCACACGGUUCAGGUCUGACGUCCUCUCUUUCCAACAGAUGUCAGAGCAGUUCAACCAGGAUAUAAAUUUGACUGGAAAAAUUCCUUCGGGCCUCUUCAAUGCCAUGUUUGAAUUCUCGGGUUGUUGGCAGAAAGAUGCAGCCAACACUAAGACUCUUGCUUUUGAUGGGGUGUUCAUCACACUCUACACAGUUGCAUUGGAAAAAUCCCAGAUGGUAUUCUGUGAUCAUGUUAUGAAAGCUGUCCCAUCAUCAUGGGAUCCAUCUGCCUUGGCAAGGUUUAUUGGCACAUUUGGUACCCAUGUUGUUGUUAGCAUAAAGAUGGGAGGGAAGGAUGUAAUAUAUGUGAAGCAGCAGCAUUCAUCAACUCUGCAACCUGCUGAUGUACAGAAAAGAUUGAAGGAGAUGGCAGAUAAAAGAUUUUCAGAUGCUAAUGGACAAAAUGGCAUGGUUUCUGAACGAGUUUACCAGAAUGAAAAGUUUGAAAUUAGGGAACAGCGUCUGAGGUUUGCAGAUAUCAGUCCAUCGAGUACCUAUUCACGCAAGGAGGAUAUUCUAAGCAUUUGCAAGAGAAGAGGUGGAAGUGAUAGUAGACACCUAUCUCAUAAUGAGUGGUUACAAACUGUCCAGUCUGAGCCUGAUGUCAUCUCAAUGUCCUUCAUCCCAAUCACCUCUCUAUUGAAUGGAGUCCCAGGGAGUGGAUUCUUGAGCCAUGCCAUAAAUCUUUACUUACGAUAUAAACCUCCAAUUGAAGAGCUCCACCAAUUUCUGGAGUUUCAGCUGCCAAGGCAAUGGGCACCUCUGUUUAGUGACCUUCCACUUGGUCCACAACGGAGGCAGCAAAGCAGCCCAUCUUUGCAGUUUAGCUUAAUGGGCCCCAAGCUUUAUGUGAACACCACUCCAGUUGAUGUGAGUAAGAGGCCAGUGACGGGUCUCCGGCUUUAUCUAGAAGGUAAAAGGAGUAAUCGCUUGGCUAUCCACUUGCAGCACCUCUUGUCUCUUCCCAAAGUCUUCCAACUCGAGGAUGAUCUGAGUUCCAGCUUCCGCCAAGAUUCCUUUAAUCAUAGAUACUAUGAGAAAGUUCAAUGGAAGAGCUUCUCUCAUGUCUGCACUGCUCCUGUGGAGUCUGACGAAGAUCUAUCAAUAGUAACUGGGGCCCAAUUACAGGUUGAAAACCAUGGAUUUAAAAAUAUUCUCUUCUUGAGACUCUGCUUCUCAACCGUUGUGGGAGCUAUGAUUGCAAAACGUCCAGAGUGGGAUGGAUCUCCAGGGUUAGCUCCAAAGUCAGGACUUAUAUCAACACUGAUCAGCCAUCAUUUCACGACAGCUCAGAAGGCACUUCCGCGGCCAGCCGAUGUGAACAUAAACUCUGCUGUUUAUCCUGGAGGACCUCCUUCGCCUGUUCAAGCUCCGAAGCUUCUGAAAUUUGUUGAUGCAACAGAAAUGGUGAGGGGGCCGCAGGAAACUCCUGGUUAUUGGAUUGUCUCGGGGGCCAGACUUGUUGUUGAGAAAGGCAGGAUUUCUCUCCGGGUUAAGUAUUCUCUAUUGACUGUAAUAUUACCGGACGAAGAAGUGGUUGAGGAUCCAUAGUGGACAAAAGAAGAAAAAAGAUGUAGAGAUGGGAGUUACAGUGAAACUUAGGUAGCAUCCUCCAUCUAUCGUAGGAAAUAGAUGGAAUUGAAGGAGACCGGAGGAUAAGCUUUGAAGCCUAGAGGUGUCUGUUGUUCUUUAUUUCCACCUACGAUGUUUCUUUCUCUAGUGUAGAUGCUAAUUACAAAAAGGCAAGGCGGCAUAAAAUCACACGGGCAAGGGCUCAACGUCGAGUAUUAGGUGUUGCAAAAGUUGGGGGCUAUAAGUUUAAGUGAUGGCCUGUGUGCAGCAUGCUAGCUACCCCGGGUUGGGUGUUGAACAUAGAUGGGGGGUGAUUAAAAUGAAGGGGUCAGACACAAUAGCCAUUCAACAAUGUGCAUGAAAUGCAUUCUUUUUUUCUUUUUUUCUUUUCUUAAAAGAAAAAACUUGUUCUCUAAAUUUACACUCGAGAUGGUGGUACGUAGUGUAGCCGACUGGAUGGUUCCUUUCUGUAGGUGCUUUUUCCCAUGCUGUAUUGACUGCGUUACUAUAGGCUUUCGCUUUUAGAAAAAUGUUAAUGUAUUUACAAAAAGUUUACUUCUCC
Molecule: messenger RNA, 2590 nt
Organism: Juglans regia (Persian walnut)
Lineage: Eukaryota; Viridiplantae; Streptophyta; Magnoliopsida; Fagales; Juglandaceae
Product: MACPF domain-containing protein At4g24290-like
Exons: 8
Coding region: 196-2007 (603 amino acids)
Biological process (GO): plant-type hypersensitive response; regulation of salicylic acid mediated signaling pathway
Cellular component (GO): plasma membrane
Source: RefSeq, a predicted model, not a curated record